CUGAUACAGGUCAAUCUAGAGCUCUACCUAUGCUCCCAAGUCCGCUUGGCCGCCGCACCUGGUACUAAAUAUUGUGUCGGGAGGUACCAUGGUGCUACGUAAUUCGGCGUUGGAGCGACAAAUGCUUUUUUUGAUAUUUUAUUCAUAAUUCCCAAUCAGGAAACACUCGACCACGUCUUAUCCCAACUCGACGGGUCAAAAAGACUGUUGAUACUUACUGUACUGUACAUACAAGCAAAAGUAAUCGACAACUGACCGGAUCAAGGUGAAUGAGCAAACGAAAUCCUAUGUGGGCACGUUCACCUAUGACCCCAUCAACGGUCAUACCCCCUGGCUGGUCACUUGGUAGCACGUUGGUGAGCUUUGCGCUCCGUCCGAUAAUGUGCAACAUUCAGUGCCAUGUUCUUUACUCGAUGUGGCAGUAUUGGGCACAAGUCUACUCACAACGACACGGCUCUCCUACAACCCUUAAGUCCACCGCAGAUACCAAAAUACAUCCCUGACCCUGCCACUUAUUAACCUACUAGCGCCUAUACUACGCAUGUUUGACACAAACAACCAGCAACCUACAACAGGCACUGCCCAUAGGGAGGGACAAAAAAAGAGCCCACACUUCGCAGUCCAUACCUACCAGGACACCCAAGCACCGCUUCAACAUCCCCCCACCACCCACUGUUUGCUCUGCCACUUUAGACUGACCCAACCCUUCCCCUCACUGCUACCCAACCUGUCCACUUGAGCUCACUUUUUUCUUGCAUUACCAAAUGGUUCGUCCAUCCUGUCCUUUCUUGAUCCAAUAUAUCGCGCGCACCGUAGCGCCCGUCUGCAUUCCGCAAACCUAAGCAACUCUACCCGCCGUCGUUACUGGUCCAAAAGACGUUAUUUUUGCAAGCUUUGACUCGAACAGCUGAAGUAUAUGCAUCCCAUCAGCUAGCAAGAGCUCUUCCGUCUACUGGAGUAUACCUACCUACCGUCAGUUGGAAGUCAUCUUUCCCUUUUUUUUUAAAAAAAAAAACAAAACAAAAAGAAACAGGCUUCACCCAGACACAUCGCGUGCGCGCUACUAGAGCCGGUCAGUCUUUGUUCCUGGAUGCGCGCACGUUACUACGGGCCAGAAAAAAAUACUAGACUUCAUAUCUGCUCUCCUUCUCUUCUAGAGCGCAUAAAGAGCAGAAAUCAAGUCUCGCUAAGAGACGAAACGCGCCCGCUACCCACACCACUUUUUUUUCUUUUCUCUCUUUCUUUUUCUGGAAUCAUGUCGAAACUCUUCAUUGGCGGCCUUGCCUGGCACACGGAAGAAGGUACUCUGCGACAGAAGUUUGAGGAGUACGGCGUCGUAGAAGAGGCUGUUGUCGUCAAAGACCGAGAUACAGGUCGCAGCCGAGGAUUUGGCUUCGUGCGAUAUACCAACGAAGAUGAUGCGCAAAAAGCCAUCACAGCAAUGAACAACGUCGAGUUCGACGGACGGACGAUACGUGUCGACAAGGCCUCCGACACUGGCCCAAGGGGCGGUGGUGGUGGUUUCCGAGGCGGCUACGGUGGCAGGGGUGGCUAUGCGUCCCCGCAGAUGCACCCGAUGCCGUACGGGAUGCACCCCCAACAACAGUACGGUGCUCCGCAGAUGUACCCCCAACCUUAUGGUCGCGGAGGCUACCCGCAGCAGAUGCCAGGUUACGGAGCUCCACCAGCACAGACUUGGCAAGCCGCAGCUGGCCACCCUGGAUAUUACCCUGACCCCUCCGGUCAAAUACCCCCCCAACAACAGAUGCCCCCGCAAAACCCUCAGGGCGGGCCCUACUGAGAGAAAGCAAAACGGGUUAUCAGGGAGGGAGGGGGAAGUUAUCUUGGAAGAGUAUCCCACGACAACCAACUUGAAAGGCGACCCCAUUCCAAUAGCAAGGGGUUAACGACGGUACGAAGCUUGGCAGCAGCCAAAGAACCCGGAGAGGGGCCGUGUCGUUUUCUAUAUUAACUGUUACUGGAUGGGAUCAUUCAGGGGGUUCCGUCCUGUUUGUUGUUGGCGAUUCUUUGCGGUGUUAGUGCGCGACCGAUACCCAACCCCCUUUUAUGCCCCCCGACCAUGGAGGGCACGGUGGACAAUCCAUAUGAAUUUAUACAAAAAUCAUGAAAAUGAAACUUCAUCUGAGCUGG
This is a messenger RNA of Pyricularia oryzae 70-15, 2151 nucleotides long. RefSeq lists its product as uncharacterized. Lineage: Eukaryota; Fungi; Ascomycota; Sordariomycetes; Magnaporthales; Pyriculariaceae. The transcript is spliced from 6 exons. The record is from RefSeq and is a predicted model, not a curated record. The coding region runs from base 1091 to 1801 and encodes 236 amino acids. Gene Ontology annotation, molecular function: RNA binding.